This is a messenger RNA of Sphenostylis stenocarpa, 2037 nucleotides long. The record is from the annotation of a GenBank genome assembly. NCBI's taxonomy places the organism in Eukaryota, Viridiplantae, Streptophyta, Magnoliopsida, Fabales, Fabaceae.
AUGGCUCCUGAAAAAAAUAUUCCAAUGGAACGACGCCGUUUCCUGUCGUUACCUUCGGUUCGCCCCUGCGUGGCGAUAUCACCCUCCGUCCUCAUAGCCUCGCUUAUCACGCUCGCCCAAAACAUAUGCAGCUUCAGCCCUAAUUCCUUUACCACGCAACGCAAAAACGCCAGAGAAACGACGCGUUUCAUCGCCAUUCUCCUGGCGCUCUUGGAGGAGCUCCACGAUCGCGGGUCAUUUAUACCCGACCCGAUCCGUCUCUGCUUGUCGGAUCUCCACCUUACCUUUCAGAAGAUCCUUCUCUUGAUGCAUGAUUGUUCUCGCGAAGACGCGCGCAUCUGGGUGCUGAUGAAAUCUCAAUACAUCGUCACGCAGUUCCGAGUUCUCAUUCGCGCAUUGGCCACCACCCUCCACGUGCUACCCCUUCGCAGCAUGGAUAUAAGCGCCGAAGUGAAAGACCUAGUGGAGUUGGUAACAAAGCAAACCAAGAGAGGGAAAAUGGAACUCCACGAAAACGAUGAGCGUGAACUGAAACGACUUCGUUUAAUUCUCGAUCGGCUCGAGAGAGGAAUUGAGCCUGACGUGGACACUGUGAAGGUGGUAAUCAACUACCUGGAGAUAAAAAAUUGGAGUUCUUGCAACGAAGAGGUGAAAUUUCUCGAAGAAGAAUUGAGCUACAAUGAAGAAGAGGUUAGUUUGUUGAGCAAUUUAAUAGGGUUCUUGCAUUACUCUAGAGUGGUCCUGUUUGAAACUAUUGAUUUCCAAUGUCUUGCAAUGGAACAAUCCCGAGCAAAGUGCAGUGUAGAAAAGUUAAGUUGCGUAGUGCCACGAGAUUUCCUGUGCCCGAUUUCGUUUGAGAUAAUGACUGAUCCUGUAACCAUAUCCACUGGUCAGACCUACAACCGAACCUCCAUUCAGAAAUGGCUGAAAUCAGGAAACAUCAAAUGCCCCAAAACACAAGAGAGUCUCGUCAACACGGAACUUCUCCCCAACAUAGCGCUCAAAAAGCUUAUCCAACAGUUCUGUUACGACAAUGGCGUAGCCGUUGUCUUUAAUCGGAUAAAUCUAAACAAAACCAGGACUAGUUCUGUACCCGCCGCGGCACAUGCCAUUCAGUUUUUGUCUUGGUUUAUCUCCCGGAGGCUUGUGUUUGGAACUGAGGAACAGAUAACCAAAGCUACCUAUGAAAUUCGUUUACUCGCGAAGUCCAAUGUUUUUUACAAGGUGUGUUUGGUGGAAAUGGGAACUGUGCCGCCAUUGUUGGAUCUUCUCACGGGGCAUGGGAGAAUCAUUCAAGAGAACGCGAUUCACGCUCUCAUGAAGCUCUCGAAGCAUCACAGAGGCCAGGAAGUGAUAAUCGAGAGUAGAGGGUUGGCGCCGAUUCUCAACGUUCUCAGACGAGGGCUUAGCCUAGAAGCGCGCCACGUGGCAGCCGAUAUCAUAUUCUACCUUUCCUCCGCGAAGGAGUACCGCAAAUUAAUAGGCGAAACCCCGAACGCGAUUCCAGCGCUGGUGGCGAUGGUGAAGGAAGGCACAACGUUUGGAAAAAAGAACAACUCGAAUGCGGUGAUUGCGAUUUUUGCGCUUCUUCUGCGGCGCGAGAACCACGCGAAGGUGGUGGCGGCGGGUGCAGUUCCUGCGCUUGUUAAUGUGGUGGCUUCUUCCGAUAAACCCGAAGCUGUAACCGAUUCGUUAGCGGUUCUGGUGGCGCUGGCGGAGAGUACGGACGGUGCUUAUGCGGUGUUUAAAGCGGAAGCGUUGCCUUUGGUGAGUGGGAUUUUGCAAUCUGCUACAUCGCGCGCAGAGGAGGAAUACUGUGUUUCCAUUUUGCUGGCUCUGUGUGUUAAUCUCGGUGAAGAAGCGAUUCGGGCUCUGGUGAAGGAAGCUUCGUGUAUGCCCUCGCUUUAUUCGCUUAUAACGGGCGGUACUCCGCACGCGUCGAAGAAAGCGCGUUCACUCGUAAACAUUAUAGUAGAUUUCACCCAGAAUGGAUUUACUGGUUCCUCCCUCUCACGGCAAAGAAUUUUGUAUUGUUAG